Messenger RNA from Symbiodinium necroappetens, 534 nucleotides. The record is from the annotation of a GenBank genome assembly. Lineage: Eukaryota; Dinophyceae; Suessiales; Symbiodiniaceae.
AUGCUUACGUUGUUUAUGUCGAUUACUGGUGGUGUCGAUUGGGAAUUUGCCAUGGAGCCGCUGAUGAGGCGCCCUGACCCGCUGGCUGCAGUGUGCCUGAUCAUAUACAUAACAAUAACCUGCUUCGCGAUUGUGAAUGUCGUGACGGCGAAUUUUUGUUCCACGGCAAUGGAGAGCACAGCUGCCGACAAAGACCUGGCCACCAUGAAACAACUUCAGAAGCACUCCUCGCAGGUAAACGACUUGCAAAACUUGUUCCACGACAUCGUGGGCAACUACGAGGACAAUGAGGUGAGCAUUCGGGACUUCAAGGCUGCCCUGUCCUCGCCGAAGUUCGCUGGCUUCCUGGAGUCCAUGAGCAUCUCCACUGAGGAUGUUGGCGUCCUGUUCACUUUCAUGGACACCGACAGGAGUGGCUUGGUCGACCUGGACGAGUUUGUGAACGGAUGCCUCAACUUGCACGGACCGGCCAAGAGCCUCCAGCGCCUCGAAAAGCCUCGAAGACAUGUGCAGCUGUCUUUGUUUCUCGCCUGA